This is a messenger RNA of Clonostachys byssicola, 3651 nucleotides long. Lineage: Eukaryota; Fungi; Ascomycota; Sordariomycetes; Hypocreales; Bionectriaceae. The record is from the annotation of a GenBank genome assembly.
AUGGAGCCAGCACCUCCAGACCACCAGCAGCGUCACCGUCUCUCAUGGUCGUCGACUUCUGGUCCUCACGGCGGCGUCCCAUCGUUGCCGCGCCCCCAUAGCUCGACGACGAACCCUCUUCCUCUUCCGCGCGUGCAUAACCACCCGCAGCCGCCCUACGCGUCCUUCACGCCCCGUCCCGCCGACCUUCACUCUGCGCCGCCUACUCCGGUUCAUCCCAGUCCGGUGUCGCAUCACCCCGAGCCUGAUCGUCGCCAUCAUGAUCAGGAGCCUUACGCUCCAAUGCAUGAUCAUUACCAACCGCAGCAGCAGCAGCAUCACCACCACCCCGUCUCCCCAGCGCAAGGGCAUUACCAGCAGUCCUAUCCACCUCGGGAUCCGUCUUUGGUGAAGAGGGAACCUCACGACGACUCUCGGCGCUCGAGUUCGACGGGGCAUGCGACCGAUAUUUCGUCCGGACAGCACCCGCCGACCCCCCAUCACUCCCUCCCGCCGCCUCCCGCAUACCCUGAUAACCAGCCUCGACACAUGAACUACGACAACGGCCAUCCGGUGCCGGGAGGCUAUCGGCAACCCAGCUAUCCACCGCCGACUCCUGUGGCACAACAAGCCCAAUAUGAGCCACCGCAUACAUCAUAUUCCAACAACAGCGAUCCAUACUACUCCGUGUACCCCUCUAGCAUUCCCGCAAAGAAAAAGAACACGCGCGCAUCUCAGGCUUGCGAUCAAUGCCGCCAGCUGAAAGCAAAAUGUGACGAAACGAAGCCGUGCAAAACUUGUCGAGACAAAGGUCUUGAAUGUCGAUACCGCGACCCGGUCCCAAAAGCCACGGACAAGGCGCAGGCCGAUAUUUUGGAGGGUAUCACCUCAAUGCAGAACACCUUGGUCGCUCUGGUCGAGCGUUUCGACAGAAUGGACAACAGGUUAACGACAGUGGAAAAGGCAUUGAAAGGAGGCGCCCUGUCUCACUCAGCGCCGAUGUUGGUACCGAUUAAAAACGACCCUGUGGGCGAGGAGGAAGCAAAACCGGUGCAACAGUCGCCGAUUGUCAAUGGUCAUGUUGGUGGCGGGCAGCCGGGGUAUUAUCAGCCUCAGCCGCAGCCACCGCAACUUCACUUACAAACUCAGCCUCAACAGCAAGCACAGGCAGAGGCACAAGAACAGGCACGGGCGCAGGCGCAAGCACAAGAACAACAAGCACAGGCACAGGCACAGGCGCAAGCGCAAGAACAGGCUCAAACGCAGGCGCAGACACAGGCGCAGCCUCAGCAACCCCCGGGGCCAGACGACCCUGAUUACCCGCCCGCGACGCUCCCCGCGAUGAACGAGGAAGAAGCAGAGCCUGAACCUGGCCGACCAAUACCGCCUGGUGAACCUGCGAUUCCGAUGAACCACACUACGCUGGCCGGCCUCCUGCUGGAAUGGCCCUCGAUCCGGGAGUUGACGCGGAAGCAUGUUGAGAAGGUGGGAAUUCGCUAUAUUUCUGAAUACCCUAUUAGCGUGGAGCAAAGCCGUGGGCCGUUGCUGGUUUAUGGACGCGGAGAAGAUAAUCACAGUUACCGACAUAUCGUCAAAGAACCCGAAAAUCAUGGCACCGUGGACAUUGCCGAUGACAAUUCUUCGGAUAUGGCAUCGCCGUCACCUGCCGCUGAUUUUGGACUUGUUGGAGGUUUAAGUCCGCCGGAUAUGGUCGAGUACAAGGGAGGUGUACUGGCCUUUGAUGGCACUCCUGAUUUUACUGAGUUGAAAGUCUGGGCAUAUGUGGAGAGUUUUAAGGAUCACAUCCUCAAUAUGCAUCCGAUUAUCACUCCAAAAACUCUGGAGAAUUGGGUUCGACAGUUUCUGGAUAAUCUUCCCAUGUCGCACCCGCGAUCGGCUAAACCACAAGCCGUUAAACCAGCUUUUGCAUUUGCUUCCACGCCAACGCCAACGCCGACAGAACAAACCGGAUCAAAGCGCAAGCGCUCCCCUGGACCUGAUGGAAGCGAGACUCCGAUGACUCCCGGGCCGAUUAGGACUGGAAAGCCAACCCGUUCAGUUCACAGUGCACUCGUCCUUACGAUUCUCGCACUGGGAAAGAUUUGUAUGCAUCGAGACAACAUCCCUGAUGUAGUUCACCCUCAGCCUACGUCUGACUCUGGUUCUCACGGAAGCCCGAGCAUUCGUAAUGGUGUCAUCCCGCCAUCUUCACCUAGCCAAGGAUCUCCUCCCGGUCCUCAUUCUUACUCGCAGUCUCCAGCCCAGGCUUCACCCAUGGACCAAAGCGGCCGAGGGAGCCACAGCAGGCGGCCAUCCAUACAUGGGACCUCCGGCCACACUCGCCCAGGCUAUAGCCUGAAGAAGAAUUUUGAUGUGAUUCCAGGGCUGGAAUAUUUUGCUUAUGCCACUGACAUUCUGGGCAAUCUUACUGGUUCAUACAACAACAUGAAGAAUGUGUAUGCCAACAUUUUUGCCAGUCUUUAUCAGGGACAGCUGGGUCGGCCUCUGGAGAGUUUUGCCUUCAUCCAUAAGGCCAGCCAUCAGCUACAAGUUCUCAUGCGACCGAGCCUUGAUAAAUUGCAAGCUUUCAAGAAGAAAAACGAAUUUAUUGUGCAGCCAAAGUACAAUAAUCUUGCGCUGGCUUUUUGGACGUGCCUUCAGCUUGAGAGUGAUCUCAUCGCCGAGUUCCCAUUGCCACCAUCUGGGUUGCUGUCGUACGAAGACGACAUGCCGCAUCCAAGUAUGAUUCUCAUGGCAGGCUUUGACCAGCGAAUUCUGGACAGCUACCCGGGUCAGUUAUAUCUCAGGACCCACUUGAAUAGCAUUCAUCGCAUGUUCUACGCGCCUGAUGAUCCCGAUGGGUCCAUCAACGACAACAAGUUCCAGAAUGUGGAUUUAGUUGCGGAUGCCGUAUCGGGCAUGCACUGGGUCGCGCCCAGUUUGUCUUUCAAGGAAGACGAUCCGCCCGGCGAAGAUAUCCUGUCAGCUCGCCUGCGGGCUAAGUACUGGGGUGCACAAGUCAUCACGUACCGCCCCUUUGUGAGGCAGAUUCUUCAAUUUUCGUACUCAGUUAAGAAUGGGGUACAGGAAGAUGAGGACGACCCCUCAUCAAGAUGGUCGGAGUUCCGAUCUGGCAUCAUUGCUCCGUUCAUUCAUCCGGACACUAAGUCGUUGAAAGAGAUUCCCGCGGCAAUGAUCGAGCUGGCUCGUAAGGGUAUCAAUGCGUUGAUUGAGAGCACCAGGGCUUUCCAUGGCCUAGGCGACCAGCGCCCUAUUAUCACGAAUGUGUUCGGAACCGCUCAUGCACAAUGGGGAAACCUCCUUGUUCUCUCUGCUGCCUUCAAAGACCCUGUUCUGGGGCGUUUUGUUCCAGAAGAUUUGCUGAAACACCUCUUCCAUAAGACAAUUGCAUUUCUCAGACAGUCAGCUACGGCAACAAGCUCUUUGAGGUUUGACAUGAUCAUCUUGGAGGGCUUGCAACGAGACCUGUUCUCCCCUCCUGAACCUCCUCGAACAAACUCUAGUUUUUCAAGCCACGCCAGUACGACCCAACCGCGGGCUUCAGCGACUGCCACCCCCCAUAUGAGUCAUGUAAUACUCAAUCAAGGCCAUGGAACCCCGCCUAUCUCACCAAGAAUGCGGGAGCCCUACAACACAUCAGCCCCUAAUUGA